UACUGCAACCAACGUCCAACUUCUUGAAGAUUUAGUAAGUUACAGGACGCAAGGCUCCGCGGAGUCAUGUCAGUGCGUUCUCGCACUGGAGCAGCCUUAGAUUCGUACACUAGUUGGUGGCGCACUUGGGGCCGUGAAACGCAGCCGCAGUGUUCCCAGCGGUCCCUCGUCGGCUUGCCCGAGGCGGAUUACCCGAAGGAUUCAGAGAACGAGUCGGUGCGCAUCAUCCCUUCCUGCACUUUGAGUUCUUCACCAGCUCCAAAGGCCCUCCCUGCCAGGCGCAUCAUGCCCCUCGAGAGCUCACUGUGCGGCGAGGUGGCGGCAUCGUCAGCGGCGCCGCGUGUUCCACGUGGCAAGCGUGGAGGGCAGCAGGCACUCCACUGUGCAGUCUGCGAGAAGGAGUUCCGAUUCAAGAGUGUCCUCCAGGUGCACUUUCGAGUCCACACCGGGGAGAAGCCUUUCGAGUGCACGUUCUGCGGGAAGAAGUUUUCUCAUAGUGGAAAUCUCAAGUCGCACGUUCGGACCCACACUGGGGAGAAGCCUUUCGAGAGCACAGUUUGCCAGGAGAAGUUCACAGGAAGUGGAAUCCUCAGGCAGCAUCUUCGGACUCACACCGGAGAGAAACCUUUCGAGUGCACAGUUUGUAAAAAGAGUUUUACUGCAAGUUGGAGUCUGAGAGACCACCUUCGAACGCACACCGGGGACAAGCCUUUCGAGUGUGCAGUUUGCACGAAGAAGUUUACUGCAGGUGGGGUUCUGAGAAAGCACCUUAGAACGCACACAGGUGAGAAGCCUUUCGAGUGCGCAGUUUGCAAGAAACGUUUUACUGAAGGUGGGGAUCUGAGAAAGCACCUUAGAACGCACACAGGUGAGAAGCCUUUCGAGUGCACAGAAUGUCAGCGGAGCUUUACUAGCAGUGGAAAUCUCAGAACGCACCUUCGCACCCACACCGGGGAAAAGCCUUUCGAGUGCACAGUUUGCAAGAAGAGUUUCAAUCGAAGUGGAGCUCUCAGAACGCACCUCCUGACUCACACUGGGCACAAGCCUUUCAAGUGCACGGUUUGCAAGAAAAACUUCGCUCUAAGUGGAAAUCUCAAGAAGCACCUUCGGACCCACGUCAUCGGAUAGGAGCCUUGGAUGUGCACUGUUAGCAAGAAGUCUGGCGGGAAGAACAUCAGAGAAAGCACCUGCGGACACUGUGGGGAGAAGCAGUUCGAGUGCUUUCGGGUUCAGUUUUUUAAAACGUUUGUGUUUCUUUCGAGUCCUUAAAAUAGCAAGAAGACGUUAGUCAUUAGUUUUCAGAUUUUUUUUGGUGAUUAAGUCGUUUUCUCUUUUUUUUACCGACGAGUGCCGCUGCUUAGUAAAGAAGCCUGACGACCGCAGUUUUCCGAAUGAACCCGUAUCUUGCCUCUUCGAUGGUUCAAUUCUGCCACUUUUAGUCCUCGCCUCCGCAAUUUUAGUUCUGUCUCUUUUGUCUUGUUCGUGACCCUUCGCGUGCUUUUGAGAGGAUCAAACGAAACUUACUUGUAAUCAAGACGCCAUACUAAACUAGCAAGGGGUGGUUCCAGGCUUUUCGUAAAAAAAAAAAUAAUUGACCGAAACCAAUUAACUUUGGUGGAUUCUAAUUAUUUGAAUUGUUCGAUGAGUUCUUGUAUUGACCAUGAUCUUAUUUUUAAGUCUUAGUAUAAAGCAUAUUCCUUCGCCUGUCUUAAAACUGCCUGAUGUCCUCUCCAUCCUUUUACAGGGAAACCGAGGCAUGGAAAUUGUUCUUACGCACGAGCAUUUAAUUCUUUUAAUUAAAUCCGCUCUUAAAAAAAUUCCAUAGUUUGAAACAUUUGUGAAACAUGUCUCCGAUGCUUAUUGCUCCGAAGGAAGGUGCUUAAACUGCUCAAACUGUAGUAAACAAUUUCUUGUGCAACUUUUACCGACCAAUAAACAAUAAUUAUGAAAA
This is a messenger RNA of Thrips palmi, 1951 nucleotides long. Its product is annotated as oocyte zinc finger protein XlCOF6-like. The transcript has 4 exons. The record is from RefSeq and is a predicted model, not a curated record. NCBI's taxonomy places the organism in Eukaryota, Metazoa, Arthropoda, Insecta, Thysanoptera, Thripidae. Gene Ontology annotation, molecular function: RNA polymerase II cis-regulatory region sequence-specific DNA binding; DNA-binding transcription factor activity, RNA polymerase II-specific. Gene Ontology annotation, biological process: regulation of transcription by RNA polymerase II. Bases 67 to 1128 code for a protein of 353 amino acids. Gene Ontology annotation, cellular component: nucleus.